Messenger RNA from Ciona intestinalis (vase tunicate), 2581 nucleotides. Its product is annotated as protein FAM47E. Gene Ontology annotation, biological process: transcription initiation-coupled chromatin remodeling. Gene Ontology annotation, cellular component: chromatin. The record is from RefSeq and is a predicted model, not a curated record. NCBI's taxonomy places the organism in Eukaryota, Metazoa, Chordata, Ascidiacea, Phlebobranchia, Cionidae.
ACUAGCGGCGCAAAACACUUAUUCCCAUGGCGACCAAUGGAGCGCGAUUUUUUUUGUUAUUGAACCUUGUUGUUAACAUUAUUUUUUUGUUACUUUCGUGCUGUAUUGAGUCACCAGACUAGUUUGUAUACAGUUAAAUAUAGUAAUUUUUAUGGCGCAAAAUAAAUACGAUCUUCUACUGGUGCCGAAUUCACCCAACAAAACUAUUCGACAACAGCCUUGGUACAAAGAACGAUUAAGGACAAAAUACAUCAAACAACGUUCAAAAAAAGAAGGAUCAGAGAGUCUUGUUGGUAGAAACUGGAUCUUACUCCGCAGUGGAAUUGAUGACUUCAGAGACGGUUUGCCCCCUGAGUUUGAUGGGAAAUUCUUUGUGGAGGGUUCCAAAGGGAUUUCUCCAGUGAUCAGUCAUAGCAAGGAUACGUUAUCCAGUCGAUUACGAAGAAAUAAUGUCAAAGCAAGGCGACCACGUCCAUCACUCACUAAGUCUCAAGCUUGCUUGGAUAAAAGCUUACCACUCCAACAAAAGCGUAGAGAUCAUAUUAAUGAGGUUGAAUACGGACUUACACAGCACCCACUUGCUCUUUACCCCCACCUUGAGGAAGGCAUGUCUCCUGAAUUGUUUGAAGAAAUUGUUGAUCUUCUUGAUCCGGCAAUGAAUCCUGACCUUGACAGUGAAGAGGAAGAUGAGUUCAUCGAAGAAGGAAGAAAGACAACAACUGGAACCGAUGCUAGUUUUGCCAGAUCAAACAUACUUGAAGCAAGCCAGGAGUUAUCAAGCAUUGAAAGUCUGAAAAGUUUGAUCGAUGAAUCUAAGCCUCGGAAUCCGUACAAAUGGAUUCUGAGGAAAGAUACACUUCAAAAGGAUGAAAAGAAGGGGAUAAAGAAGCGGCCAACCUCUCCGUCACAAGAUGAGCAUAUCAAAAAGGUGACAAAGGAAUUUUGUGAUUGGGUAACUGAUUUAGGGGGGGAGAGCAAUAAUGUGGAGGAAUCAACCAUCAUGAGUUUAUUUGCUAGUGGGUAUGAGACGAAACCUGCACUCUCCGUUCCUAUCCAUGUGGUUGAGCUAUCAAGUGUUCCUGCAGAACUGCGAGAGUCAGCAGGGUUGUCUCCAAGAGGAUCGGCAAAGAAGAGUUAUCCUUCUUCAGCUACUCCAACUGCUACAGUUACAAACACAGUGCAACCUGAGUAUGAGCCGAGUUGGGUCAAGAUAAAAUAUGGAGCUUGGUAUCUUGAACCAAAGACAUGGCGAGUUAGAGCUGAAGAUGAAGUUCUGGAAGAUCCGGAAGAAGUUGCAAAGCGAGAGAUGAGUGAAUCAAAGCAAAAGAGCACGGAGAUGGAUAAUCAACUUGCACCAUUGCACGGGGCAAGAGCAUUUAGGACUUUUCUUGAAAGAAACAACCGAAGGAAGCCGGAGUUCAUGAACAAAGUUUCUGACUUGCAAGAUGAAGAAGAUGACAGGAAUGAUGUCACGCAGCCAAACAAAUAUGAACGAACAUCAACGAGAGGGACAACUCGUGCUUACUCUGGCAUAACUUCACGUUCCAUUGCGUCGUCGAUCGGAAACAGAUGACGAAAAUGCUCCGUUUUUAUAUUCUAUUUUUUUAACAUUUACACUUGAAAUGUCUGCACAGUAGAAGAUUUGCAAAUAUGUGUUUUAUGAUUGUAGAAGUAUAUAGCGUUAAUGAGUUUUUCUGCUAACGCUAUUGAACUGCCAAAUUGAGAAGAAAAUGAUAUUUACGGUAAAGAUCAUUAAUAAAGGUUUUGUACCUCGCGCCGUGAGGCUGGGAUUACCACAAGCUGCGACCACAGGUCUGUCGCGGGUUGUGAACAAAGCCAUGUAUUGUGACGUACAUAAUCCUGCCAAAGGCGUUCGCCAACGGCAACGCUACGCAGAACGAACAAACAGUUUAACCUUUGGAAAUCAAGAACAUUAUUUCAAAUGAUAGUAUGAAGGUUGCGUUUGUGGUUUUAUCUCUACUCGUCAUUGGUGCAUACUGCCAGUCUACCAGUCCAAGACCAUCAAAUUGUGUAAGAAAAGUCUGGAGAGGAUGCAAUGUGCGCACGAAUGGAAAAUGUGCUUGUAAAAAGAAAUCAGCAUGCAUCAAUCCUUUUGUAUAUAGGACAAAACGGACGUGCAGACGAUUAAACAGAAAUAUUUGCAGAACUCACCCCUGCCAAAAUCAUGGGUACUGUCAACCAAUGCAAGGGCGACAGUUUAAAUGUCAAUGCUUUGGUACAGGGUUUUACGGAAAGAACUGUGAGACAGCUUGCCCAGAACGGAAUCCACAUGACUCCCAGUUGUGGAAGUUUCCUCAAGAAUGUAUUUCUGUGUGAAUCAUGAAAUUUCUGGCAGUUGCUGCCUAUAUUAUGCUUUGCAUGCAAUGAGCUGUUAAAUAGGUUUUGCACUUUCAGCUUUACUUGUACCUUUUGAUUUAAACUGUUUAUUACUCUAACUCCAAUGGAGUGAUAAAGAGUAAAUAGUAACUGUAUUUAUUUUACAGUUUUUGUAUUAUAUAUAUUAUGCUUCAUAAGUAAAAUAAAAUUUCAAGACAAAACAACAUGCUAAAUGAUUUGGCAA